Molecule: messenger RNA, 4868 nt
Organism: Pogona vitticeps (central bearded dragon)
Lineage: Eukaryota; Metazoa; Chordata; Lepidosauria; Squamata; Agamidae
Gene: KANK4
Product: KN motif and ankyrin repeat domains 4
Biological process (GO): negative regulation of actin filament polymerization
Cellular component (GO): cytoskeleton; cytoplasm
Molecular function (GO): protein binding
Source: RefSeq, a predicted model, not a curated record
GUGGCAGCUUUAGACCCACUCUCUGACAUUUUAAAAGAAAUACGCACCAUGCAAGGAACAUCUUAACUAUUUUUUCCACCAAGUUUGCCUAGAAAUCUCCUAGUUUUUGCAUGCUUGUACAUGAAUUGUACUUUCAGCCUUUUGCGUUACCUCAGUGAAAAUUGUGUUUGCUUUUUAAGCAAGGUCACUGGUCAGCUGAGCAGCUUUCUAACAGCUGGAACCCUGCAUGCUUUGCUAGUGGUAUUCUGCCUUUUUAGGACUGUUCUGGGAGCUUCCUAAAAGAAAAGGCUCCUUCGUUUGGUUUUCUUUUCUUCCUUCUCAUAUGGCUCUGAAGGAUCUGAAGGACAACUACGCAUAUUUUUUUCAUUGAUGGCUUGACCUGUGUGGAUUCAACAGAAUUCUUCAUUAUGGAGAAUACAGAUGGCAUGGAUACAGUACCUAAUCGAGAUGACUGGGCAUCAAAAACAGAGGAUAAAGAUCCACCCCCAAGCCCUUAUUCUGUUGAAACACCUUACGGCUUCCAUUUAGAUCUUGACUUCUUGAAGUAUGUAGAUGACAUUGAAAAAGGCAAUACCAUCAAGAAGAUUCCAAUUCACAGGAAAGCGAAGCACCCCAAAUUCAGUACACUGCCUCGGAACUUCAGUCUCCCAGAAAGUGGAUCUAAAGCCUACUCAUCUUCUUCAAAUAAGAACUUCCUCACACAGAGAAAGGCCUCCUUAGGUGCAGAAGAAAGCAACAUUCCCAUCACAUCUCCUGAUUCAUCACCUCUUUCACCCCUUCAGAAUGAGCCAAGCUAUAGAAGGAAAGCUUUCUUAAAAGAGACUGUCAGGCAAGGUGGCCCUGUGCACCUUGAAGAGGAGACUGGCAAUGGCAGAGGGAGACCUCAGCUUUUGAGGGCAUCCAGUAUGCCUGCCACACUUCCACCAACCCCCAACUUGGAAGAAGUACCCUUGGCAUUUCUUCAGUCCUCUGAUCAAAAGGGCUUAGAAUUUGAAUUCGGUCCUGUAAAAGAAUCAUUGGCAUUAGAUAGCUUCAAAGCAACUUCACCAACGGCUCCUGAUAACCUGAGAAAUGUAAAACAACAAAUCAAUAAGACAAUCUAUGAAAACAAGAGGGAGAAGGCUCAGCUUGUGCUGGACCAGAAACAGAUAGUGAGGGAGCGAAUGCAACUCAGUUCUUCAUGGGAAGGCCAACCUCUAAUAUCUCAAGAACUGCUUGUGGUUGCUGAGAGUGGAGAAGAAGAACAGGAUGCAGGAGAGGCAAAUAUUUGCCCCAUAUCAGAUCAGAGUUGGCCAACCUCAUCUAGGGCCUUAGAAUGCAAGCCUGAAAACCAGAUCCAGAAAGAAAUUGAACUCAAUAUAUGUGAGACUGUUACAGAAUUACUAAAGGAGGAAGAAGUUACAAGUCCUACCUUCAGAGAGAUAGAAGGAAACUUAGAUUUGGAGGCUUUGCCCUCUGAAGAACCUAAAAAGAUCAUAGCUUUAAAGCAGCAUAUUGCCAUUCUGGAAGAGGAGCUGAAUAACAAAACAGAGGAACUUGAGCAGAUCCGAGUAGUAUUGAAACAGCAAGAUAAAGAAAUCAAGGCAAAAGAGAAAAGCAUUGAAAUGCUGGCAAACUCUAAAGCUCAGCUGGAAGAGAAACUCUGUGGGAAGAGCAUCAAAGAAAUUAAGCCAUGCAUGCAGGCAAAAAACGUCCUCCGAUACCAUGAUGCUGCUGUGAAUACUGAACUUGUACAUGACAAGAUAGCCAAGGAGGCUUAUGACAAAGGGGUCAAUGUAAGUAUUACUCUGCCUGUGGAGUCUGUAGGUUGUGAUGCUUCUGAAGCUGAUAAUAAGAAUCUGCAGGCCAAGGAAGUAAAUAGAAAGCUAGUCCAUGGAUCUCCUGAGAUGUCAAGCAUUCCUGUUGGUUUUCAAGAGAAAGACAGUCUGUCUUUUCAAAGACAGAAAGAAGUGGAAGAGGAAUGCUGCGUUCUGGACCAAGGCCACCAUGAGCUGAAGAUUAAUGAAUAUGUUGAUAAUGGCAACAAUCAUGUAUACAGCUGCGAUGUACAGUUCUCUGCUAUGACAGAGGACAACAGCUCAGGUGUUGAGGCUGUUGAUUCAAACGCAGGAGGAAAGCAAGAUCUGGAUGAGGAAGCAGGCCACCCGGAGCCAACAAAAUCUAUGGAUCCUACUGUGGGCCAAUACGUUAAAAAGAUCCAGGACCUUUUACAAGAGCAGUGGAUGUGUCUAGAACAUGGGUAUCCUGAACUAGCCAGUGCCAUUAAGCAACCUGCCUCAAAGCUCAGCUCAAUCCAGAACCAGCUUGUGAACUCUUUGAAUUUACUGCUUUCUGCGUACUCGACGCCGACACCAACAGACAAGGAGAAUUCCAACACACAGUAUCAACAGUUGGAAAUCUCUCCAAGCACAAGUCUUAAAUCUAUUAUGAAAAAGAAAGACACGGGUGUCCAUGCAGGAGGUAACGGCACCAAAAAGAAUCUUCAGUUUGUUGGGGUAAAUGGUGGUUAUGAAACAACAUCCAGUGAAGAUUCAAGUUGUGAAGAGAGCUCCUCAGAUGAAGAUUCAGAUAGUGAGACUGAGCGAAGGUGUGGCAGUGAAGAGCAUAGAUGGAGGGACGACGAGAAGGAAAGAGAACAGACUGCAUCUGGAACAUCCCUGGGUACAAGGCAAGAAGAUACACAUCUGGAAGAACUAGAGGGAAGCACACGAGCAAUCAUACAGCACAAGACAGAGAGAUUCCAGCCCUCAGCCGAUUUCCUGAAAGGAUGCCAAAUCUUAAGCAAACACCUACUAGAAAUAAGGACCACAAAGGACAAGUUACUGAGACAUGUUUUAAGCACCAUCUGCCAAGAGUGGUUUCGAAUCUCAAGCAGGAAAUCCUCUAGCCCUGAAAUUGUAGCAGCUUAUCUUCAAGAUGUAAAGGCCAUUCAUCCCCAGUUGCAGAAUGUAAUUGUAAAUUUAGCUGAUGGGAAUGGCAAUACAGCACUUCACUACAGUGUUUCUCACUCCAAUUUUCGGAUUGUGAAGCUUCUUUUAGAGACAGGUGUUUGUGACGUGGACCAUCAAAAUAAGGCUGGCUAUACAGCAGUGAUGAUCACACCACUAGCAUCGGCAGAGACGGAUGAAGAAAUGGAAGUAGUCAAAAAGCUGUUGAAAGAAGGCAAUGUUAACAUAAGGGCAAGCCAGGGAGGACAGACUGCCUUAAUUCUGGGAGUGAGCCAUGAUAGGGAAGAUAUGGUGAAAGCCCUGUUGUCUUGUGACGCUGAUAUAAACCUCCAGGAUGAUUCUGGUUUGUCGCCACUAAUGGUUGCUUCCCAGUACGGUAACAUUGAGAUAGUGAAGCUUCUUUUGGCCCAUCCAGGCUGUGAUACUACUUUAACUGACAAGGCUGGUAAUUCUGCUUUGUCCCUUGCUUUGAAAUCUGCCCACAUGGAAAUUGCAGAGUGCCUCCAAACCCACAUACAGCACAGUCGGCUCUCAAUACAUAAAGGGAAAAUGGACAAUUGUAAUCUGCUGGAAUGAGAAACUGAUAACAAAAGACUCCUUGUUUUAGCCAACCCUGUAACCAAUUUAUAUGCCCAUGAUUGUAGGUGAUAACUGCUGAUGUAUCUACUUAUGGAAAAGAUGAUUUAUGUCAGCUAUUUGCAUACAUUCCCUGUAGUUGAGUCACUCCCUUAACCCUGCUUUUAUAGUCUAUGAUACCCGUUGGCUCAAACAAUGAUUACAUUAUGGCCUUGCCUUUUAUUAAUAGUAAUUAUACUCUCAGAAGUCAGGUCUUGUCUUUUCUUAAGCAAUAGUCACUUUGAGCUUAUUUUUUAUUUUUUAGAGUGUUACUCUUUGAUAAGCACAGGGAGAGUACUUACUUGGCCAUGACCAAGUUAUCUACUUUCCAACAGUGGUGAUCAAGCACCCACUGAGAACAUGAGGAUAAAAUGCUUCCAGAUAUGAUGUGGAAACACUAGUACUGUUUCAGGUCCAGUUAAGAUAUAAGUAACAGGUGGUAGUUUUGAGAUUUUGAGAGUAUUCAGGUCAUUUGAUGGUCUGUUUGUAUCAACUUCCAUGUUACUUGGGAUCUGACAAAGUCCAAGCUAGAUCUGGAUUUGCUUUUCCAGGUACAUCAGGAAAAUCCUAAUUUAAUUACCUUGUUUAGUACUAAGUCUAGCACUGCUGGAUUCUACUCGAUGUUGGUUGUUGUGUAAAGAAAUCUAGAAGAAACCAUCCAUCUCAUCAUAUAAGAAGAAGGCAUCAUUUGGGGGACGAAGGAUAGCCACCAGUACAGUAGCACUGAUGAGCUGCCACUUGGGCUCAGGCUUGCUCCUAGUGUUGUCCAAAGAGUCUUAAUUAGUAGCAAUUGCUCUGAGAUUCAUCCCUGAGGAACUAACUAGAUUUUACAAGGGAUACUGCAGUUGUAUCUGAUGACAGAAGAGACUUGGAUCUCACAAAGGCUUCUCCUGCAGCCUCCCUGCACCGCUUCUUCAUUUUGCUAGAUGUUCCCACUACUCUCUGGAGCAGUCUAGGGGAGUGCGAAAGGGAAGACGUGGUAGAUUUCCAUUCCAUAAACAGCUCUCCAGACCCAGAUAUGAUGCUGCUGCCACUCCUUGAGUCUUCCUACGAUUGCAAUAUAAUUUUUUUUAAAGAAUGAGUUAGUGUUAGCCUGUUACUUAAAAACAACAACGAUGAUGAUGCGGUACUUGUUACUUUUAAGAGUAAUAUUUAAUAACACAUUUGUUUUCUUUUAUCUUGUCUUUCCCUUUUCCCAAAAUGUAUUUUUAUAAAAUCCAGGGAAAAAAGCCUCAGCCCUCUAAAUCAGGGGUCUCAAACUCAAUUCACCUGGGGGCCACUGGAGGCAGAGUCUGGGUGAGACUG